AUGCGAUUUCCUCCGCCAGAGGUGAUUGCCUCAUGGCCAAAGCCCAACUAUAAGGAUCCGGAGAACCGAGGACCGGCACUUUUGAUUGUGGAAUUGGUCGCGCUGCCGCUCGCAAUCAUUUGCGUGGCUCUGCGAUUAUAUGUUCGAAUUCACUUGAUCAAGAGAAGCGGCUGGGAUGACUGGUUAAUGGUGGCGGCUGUGUUCUUUUGCUGCGGCGUAACGGUUUCUGUCAUUCUCGCUACGCAAUUAUAUGGCUGGAAUAUCCAUGUCUGGGACUUGACAUUUCGGGAGAUGAUCCAGGGUCGCAAGGUCUCAAUAGCAGGGCAAACAAUCUUUGUUUUCGCGUCGGGUCUGGCAAAGCUCUCAAUCUUGACGAGCUACUUGCGCAUUGCGGUGCCCGGAUCCUGGUUCAGGCGUUUGACUUGGGCUACUAUUGGGAUAGUAGCCGCUGCGAUACCUGCAUUCCUACUGCUACUAUGGCUGCAAUGCAUACCCGCCGCUUCGUAUUGGAACCUGUUUUCAGUUGAACGAGACUGUAUUCCCGAGGCGCCACCGUUGAUGGGCCAAACAAUCGUCACAGUCAUUACCGAUUUCAUCGUCUACAUCCUGCCGAUGCCGACGCUGUGGGCGCUUAAACUGCCUCUGUUCCAACGGAUAGGUUUAAUGACGGUCUUUGGUUUUGGUUGUGUUGUCGUGGUUGCCGGCUGCAUGCGGUCUUACUGGAUCUACCACGUCGAGGUGCAAACAUACGAUGUCACUUGGGAAGGUUUCUACCUCUGGAUCUGGGCUGCCGUCGAGGUGAACCUGGGCGUAAUCUGCGGCUGCGCCCCCGUGCUCAAGCCUCUUCUGUUUGGUGUGGCGCAGGGCAAGGGUUCGCAGUACGCCUCCAACGCCGAGAACACCAGUUUUGGCUUUUCCAAGCUGUCCAAGAUUUCAAAGGCCAAGAUGGGCAUGACCUCAACGAGGAGGGACGACGAUAAUAAUGGUUAUAUCACGCUCGAGAGUCUCGAGGCUGGAAAGGGCGAUUUCGAUUCAAGUGUUUCCGUGUCCAGACCACCAAAAGCAGCCGUACCAGGUAUCGUGGUCAGCGAUGAAUCCCAUUGGGCUACCAAGGGAGGGUAUAAGGAUUCAUUCUAG
This is a messenger RNA of Pestalotiopsis fici W106-1, 1137 nucleotides long. RefSeq lists its product as uncharacterized. The transcript has 3 exons. The record is from RefSeq and is a predicted model, not a curated record. Lineage: Eukaryota; Fungi; Ascomycota; Sordariomycetes; Amphisphaeriales; Sporocadaceae. Bases 1 to 1137 code for a protein of 378 amino acids.